Messenger RNA from Nicotiana tabacum (common tobacco), 528 nucleotides. RefSeq lists its product as uncharacterized. Lineage: Eukaryota; Viridiplantae; Streptophyta; Magnoliopsida; Solanales; Solanaceae. Gene Ontology annotation, molecular function: zinc ion binding. The record is from RefSeq and is a predicted model, not a curated record.
AUGUCAAAGAUUGAAGAGAUCGACACACGUGUUAAAGCAUACCUAUACGAUAUUGGCUAUCACAGAUGGUCUCGGGUACAUGCUAUAGUGAACGGAACAUGGACGAUAACAUCAAACAUUGCAGAGUCAUUGAAUGCGGUGAGGGCUUCAACAAAUUACAUCCAUACUAUGGUAGAUGGUGUGAAGCGCUUCAUUGUUUGCCUUCAAAACAAGAAAUGUAGUUGUGGACAAUUCCAACUUGAUGAACCUCCUUGUGCACAUGCUUUGGCGGCUUUGAGGUACAGGAACGAGUCUUAUGAAAACUAUUGUUAUCCUUAUUAUACUAGGGAGAGCCUUCUGCAGACUUAUGAAAUACCAGUAGACCCGUUACCUGACGAAAGCAAAUGGAAUGUGCCACAACAUAUAGUUGAAGAAGUUGUAAAGCCACCUACCGGAAAAAAGCAACCGGGGCGACCUCAAAAACAAAGAUACAAAUCAUAUGAUAAAGUAAAUGCAAAAAAGUAUAAGAUUUCAUGUGGCAACUGUUGA